CUUAGACAAUGCCCCGGAGCCGCCAGACCGUCGCGCCCCCGCCCCAUCGUAGUACAUGAGCUCGCCUACCCAAGGACCCCCUAAAAGCCAGAGCUCCCAGUCCCCGAGGCUUGAAGACGGGGACUCCCUUCUCCACCAACUCCGUCCUCGGGGGGGUGGGGCUCCAGCCGAGAUCACAGCGCGACAGGAGUGGGGGUGGCCGCUGGAGACAGGUGAAGAAACAAGAAAACUAAGAAAUCCGAGCGGUUGGAGGGGGCGUCUGUGUGGAUGGGAUGGGGACGCCGGGGGAGGGGCUGGGCCGCUGCUCCCAUGCCCUGAUCCGGGGAGUCCCAGAGAGCCUGGCGUCGGGGGAAGGUGCUGGGGCUGGCCUUCCCGCUCUGGAUCUGGCCAAAGCUCAAAGGGAGCACGGGGUGCUGGGAGGUAAACUGAGGCAACGACUGGGGCUACAGCUGCUAGAACUGCCACCUGAGGAGUCGUUGCCGCUAGGACCGCUGCUUGGCGACACGGCCGUGAUCCAAGGGGACACGGCCCUAAUCACGCGGCCCUGGAGUCCCGCUCGUAGGCCAGAGGUCGAUGGAGUCCGCAAAGCCCUGCAAGACCUGGGGCUCCGAAUUGUGGAAAUAGGAGACGAGAACGCGACGCUGGAUGGCACUGACGUUCUCUUCACCGGCCGGGAGUUUUUCGUAGGCCUCUCCAAAUGGACCAAUCACCGAGGAGCUGAGAUCGUGGCAGACACGUUCCGGGACUUCGCCGUCUCCACUGUGCCGGUCUCGGGUCCCUCCCACCUGCGCGGUCUCUGCGGCAUGGGAGGACCUCGCACUGUUGUGGCAGGCAGCAGCGACGCUGCCCAAAAGGCUGUCCGGGCAAUGGCAGUGCUGACAGAUCACCCAUAUGCCUCCCUGACCCUCCCAGAUGACGCAGCUGCUGACUGUCUCUUUCUUCGUCCUGGGUUACCUGGUGUGCCCCCUUUCCUCCUGCACCGUGGAGGUGGGGAUCUGCCCAACAGCCAGGAGGCACUGCAGAAGCUCUCUGAUGUCACCCUGGUACCUGUGUCCUGCUCAGAACUGGAGAAGGCUGGCGCCGGGCUCAGCUCCCUCUGCUUGGUGCUCAGCACACGCCCCCACAGCUGAGGGCCUGGCCUUGGGGUACUGCUGGCCAGGGGUAGGAUAGUAUAGGGAGUAGAAGGGGAAGGAGGGUUAGAUAGAGAAUGCUGAGUAGGCAGUAGUUGGGAGAGAGCCUCAAUAUGGGGGGAGGGGAGAGUGUAGGGAAAAGGAUAGGGUCCACUGGGUGAAUCCUCCCUCUCAGAACCAAUAAAAUAGAAUUGACGUUUUA
Molecule: messenger RNA, 1332 nt
Organism: Nomascus leucogenys (northern white-cheeked gibbon)
Lineage: Eukaryota; Metazoa; Chordata; Mammalia; Primates; Hylobatidae
Gene: DDAH2
Product: DDAH family member 2, ADMA-independent
Biological process (GO): positive regulation of nitric oxide biosynthetic process; arginine metabolic process
Molecular function (GO): dimethylargininase activity; amino acid binding
Source: RefSeq, a predicted model, not a curated record